Paramisgurnus dabryanus is the source of this 2611-nucleotide messenger RNA. NCBI's taxonomy places the organism in Eukaryota, Metazoa, Chordata, Actinopteri, Cypriniformes, Cobitidae. The record is from RefSeq and is a predicted model, not a curated record.
AUCUAUAUGGUAUUAUGAGCUAAAACUUCACACAUGUACUCUGGGGACACCAAAGAUUUAUUUGACAUCUUCAGAAAGUCUUGUGAAAUGUCCCCUUUAAAACUACUACUGUCGCUUAAAAACAUCUUCAUCCGGUGAAAAUGAAGAAUUUGAGAGUUGUUUUGUGUGCAGAGGUUCAUAUCUAAUGCUCAGCGGUACAAAUAAACAUGUUUUACAUAUUUUAUUGGAAUGUAACCAACAAGUUCGGCCAUUUUAAAUGUAUAAUAAUACUUGGGGGGAAUUUUUAUUUUAAAUAAAGACAAAAACAGAUAUGCUGUGCUAUAGCUUGAGGUAUUGGUUUGGUUUAAAGUGCAUUUUUCUGGUAUUCUCAAUAUUGGCAUUUAGAAUUUAUUUAUUAAAAGAUAAAAAGAAAAAAAGAUUGUUGUAAUGUAUUUCUUUCUAAGUUAUUUGUGUCUAUAUAAAACAUUGACAAAUAUACAGUCGCUAAUUAUUAAUGCCAUCAUUGAUUCUAAUAUUAAAACAUCCUGCUUUAUGAGCAUUAACAAACUUUACCAGAUUAACAACACUUUUCUGUAGUCUAUUUUUUAUAUAUAUUUUUAUAAUGUUUUCAUCUUUAAAACACUGCUUUAGUUUACAUUAGAACGCACAUGUAAUACAUUUAAUACAAACACUUCAUAUGGUUUGGCCAAAAAAUGAAAGUAAAAGUGUGCAGCUGAGUCACACCUAACAGACAAACCUGUUUUGCACACGACUCUUAACACAAAACCAGGAAACUACUUUUCAAGCAACUGUCUGUCUCUGUCUGUCUGUAUAUUAGCAUUGAAAUAUGGCAGAAGCUCAUGUUUUUCAGGACAAGUUCAGCUGUUCGGUGUGUUUGGAUCUCCUGAAGGAUGCAGUGACCAUUCCCUGUGGACACAGUUACUGUAUGAGCUGUAUUACAAACUGCUGGGAUCAGAAUGAGAUGAGAAUCUACAGCUGCCCUCAAUGCAAACAAACCUUCACACCAAGACCUGUUUUAUAUAAAAAUGUGAUGAUUGCUGAAAUGGUGGAGGAACUGAAGAAGACAAAACUUCAGACUGCUGUUCCUGCUGACUCUUAUGCUGAAGCUGGAGAUGUGGAGUGUGACGCCUGUACUGAGAGAAAAUACAAAGCUGUCAAGUCCUGUCUGGAGUGUCUGAAGUCUUACUGUCAAAAUCAUCUUAAACAACAUGAAAAUUUCUUCAAUGACGGGAGGCAUCAUUUGAUGAAUCCCACCAGACAACUUCAUGAGAUUAUCUGCUCAAAACAUAAUAAACAACUAGAAAUCUACUGUCGCACCGACCAACACUGCAUUUGUUAUCUGUGUACGAUGGACGAACAUAAAAACCAUGAUACUGUGACAGCUGUAGCAGAAAGAACUGAGAAACAGAGAGUUUUGGGAGAAAGACAGAGAAAAUUACAUCAGAUAAUUGAGGAGAGAGAGAAGGAGCUUCAGGAGCUGAGAGAGGCUGUGGACUCUCAUGCGCGCUCUGCACAGACAGCAGUGGAGGACAGUGAGAGGAUCUUUACUCAACUGAUCCGAUCCAUUGAGAGAAGACGAUCUGAGGUGACACAACUGAUCAGAGAUCAGGAAAAGACUGCAGUGAGUCAAGCUGAAGGAGUCAUGAAGCGUCUGGAGCAGGAGAUUGAUGAUCUGAGGAGGAGAGACGCUGAACUGAAGCAGUUUUCACAUACAGACAAUCACAUCCAUUUCCUACAGGGUUUUCAGUCUCUGUCUGCAGCUCCUGAGUCUUCAGUCUCACACAGAUUUACUCUCAGCUCUCUCCUCUCUUUUGAUGAUGUGAGAAAAUCUCUCUCUCAACUGAAAGACAAACUGGAGGAUUUCUGUAGAGAGGAGAUAGAGAAGAUAUCUGGUGAAGUUACAUAUAUCUCAGUUAUUUCUGAUGAAUUGAAGACCAGGGAGGAUUUCUUACAAUAUUUCAAGCAGUUCACACUGGAUUUAAACACAGUUAAUAAAUUCAUUCAGCUCUCUGAUGGCAGAACGGCUACUCGCACUAACAGAGUCCAACAGUAUCCUGAUCAUCCAGACAGAUUUGAUUACUGGGGUCAGGUGUUGUGUAGAGAGAGUUUGUGUGAACGCUGUUACUGGGAGGUUGAGUGGAGUUGUGAGGUGUUUAUAUCAGUGUCAUAUAAGAGCAUCAGCAGGAAGGGAUCGGGUCAUGAGUGUUGGUUUGGAUAUAAUGAUCAGUCCUGGAGUUUGUACUGCUCUGACUCCAUCUGCUACUUCAGUCACAAUAACAAAGGCACUAAACUCCCUGUAGUUUCAAGCUCCUGUAGAAUAGGAGUGUAUGUGGAUCACAGUACAGGAUCUCUGUCCUUCUACAGCGUCUCUAAUACAAUGAACCUCAUACACAGAGUCAACACCACAUUCACUCAACCACUUUAUCCUGGGUUUAACAUCGAUUCAGGUUCAGUUAAGUUAUCUAAUCGAGCAAUGUAGAUGACAUGAAGAUUCUCUAAGCAAUGCUGUAAACUUUGACUAAAGAAAAGAAAGAGAAACAAUUCCCUGCCAGUGAUGCUUCCCUGAAGAGUAAAUUUAUUAUCCAAUAGACUGCACUCUUACCCAAUUUAU